CCUCCUCCGAACUCACUCUGUGACUGCAGUGAUGUGUCUGUUAUUCAAAGACCCCUGUUCUCCCUCGCCGUCCUCCUCAAGGGCUGCCUGCCUGGGCAUCAGCAGUUAGGACUCCUGCUCCAUAGUCCACGGAUGGGGACCUACAGCGAUUUGUGAGGAGGAACUAAGAGGCCAUGACUGACUGGCACAAUGGCACAACACCCGGCCAGCAGGAGGAUGAGAGCAGUGCUCAGGAGAGGUCAGAGUGUGUGCUGGCUUACAUCCCUGUCAUCUACUACAGUACUCUGUUGUGUGUUGGAGUGCCAGUGAACAUCCUGACGCUGGUGGCUCUUUACCGGCUGGCUGUUCGUACUCAGAAGGCCCUGUAUGUGUAUCUUCUUGCACUAACUGGCUCGGACAUCCUCAGCCAGCUGUUCAUCAUCUUCGUGGGCUUCCUGUUGGAAACGGCUGUGUUUCACCGAGACGUCCCUGUGCUGCUGCUGAGGUCAGUCAGUAUGAUGGAGUUUUCUGCCAAUCAUGCAUCUAUCUGGGCUACCGUUCCCCUCACGGUGGACCGCUAUGUCGCUUUGUGCCACCCGCUACUUCAUCGGCAGAUCAGUUACCCGGCACGGGCUCGGCGGAUCAUCGCAGUGGUGCUCACAUUGGCGCUGGCAUCCGGCGUGCCGUUCUUCUGGUGGUCGGACAUGUGGAGGGUCAGCCAUGUGCCAAACAGCUUGGAUACCGCCUUGAUUUGGACCCACGUGACUAUUAUUUACUUCCUUCCGUGCUGCAUCUUCCUGGUACUAAACUCUUUGAUCAUCCUGAGGCUCCAGAAGAGACAGCGGCAGCAGAUGUGCCAAGACGAGAGCGGGCAGCAGCUGGCAGUGCCAAGCAAGCUGGGUAAAACCACAGCUAUGCUCCUAGCAGUGACUUCUGUGUUUGCUGUCCUGUGGGCGCCUCGUACCGGAGUGGUGCUCUACCAUCUCUAUGUGUCAUCGGUGCACAGCGAUUGGCGGGUACAUCUAGCAUACGACUUAGCCAACAUGUUAGCCAUGCUAAACACUGCUGUGAAUUUCUUUCUGUACUGUUUUGUCAGCAAACCCUUCAGAGGGGCAGUGAGGGACGUCCUGUUGUUCCGGGGGGCACAUUUGCACCCACGCCACCCCCUAAAUCACCAGCACAAUGCUGCCAAUGCCUCCACCUCUUCUAUUUCCAGCUCCAAACGUUCCCAGCGAGAGGUCACCCCUCUCUCACCCAAAAGGGCAGACAUCAAGAUAUAGUCCUGCUUAAAGGGAAAGUUCACUUAAAAAUGACAAUUCUGUUAUCAUUUAAUCACCCUCAUGUUGUUUUAAACAUGUAUGACUUUUUUUUAUUGUCCAUACAUUAAAUUAAAUUAAAUAUAAUUAUUUUGACAAAAAAAAGAAAAAAAGAAAACACUGAACAAUUCUUUGGAGUAGCUUCUUUGGUGUUCUGACGAAGAAAGAAUACAGCUUGACAGAAGUCAGUAAAUAGAGACAGAAUUUUUAUUUUUGGGGGGAACUAUCCUUUAAAGCCCCAACAAAAGCAAGGUGUUGUUCUUAAAACAAAAUGUAAAAGAAUUCAAGUCUUUUAAGGAUUUAAAAGUUAAAGGUGCGGUCACAUUAGCAAAAUGUCACAUGCAAAAAAAAGGUGCAUUGUUUACUGUCAAAAGCGUAGUGAUGUAUGAAGCACGGCUCACACUGAAUUCACUUUCAAACCAAGUGAGUAACAAAACUUCUAAUCGUACAGAUUCAUAUUGCAUUGACUGGUUUUCUGCCGGGAAAUUUCACCAACAGUGAAUGUGACCGCAGUGUAAUAAAAUAGAAAAAAAAUACAGAUUUUUUUACCACAAACAGUGGAAGUAAAAUAUCCUCAUAAUAAAAUAUCCACCUGUAAUAAAACAUCCUCGUAAUGAACAGUCUCGCAUCCAUUCACGCUAUAAUGUGCACCACAGGUACUGUUAAUCUGAAUGCUGUCUUAUCUGGCCUCUGGUUAGUGACCCGAGAGAUCACUGUUUACGGUCAUUAAACAAAAGCCCAAUAAUAUUAACUUUGUAAUGAUAAGACAAGUAAGCUUUGCAGGACAUCAUAGAUAUCAAGACUUAACCAUUCCAGAAAACAUUGUAUCUUGUUCUGCAGAGCUUACUUGUCUUUUGCACUGAUCUGAAUAGUUUUGUUAUUUAUUGUCCUGUCCUCUGCAGGGAUAAAAAAAAAACAUACUCCAGUAUUUAUGAAAACAAAGAUAUUUGGCUCAUCAAAUGAGUACUAAUUCUUGUCAUUUUCCAUAAAUGGCUAUCCUUUUAAGGAAUAGGUUGAAAUAUGAAUAUUCUGUCAUCAUUUAUACACCUUUGUGUUGGUCGAAACCUGUAAGACUUCCUUUCUUCUGUGAAACACAGGUUGGUGGAACACAGUUUUCUAUAUAAGAAAAGUAAAUGGUGAUGUAUAAUAAAGCACCACAGUGACAAAAAAGCAGCAUAAAAGUAUUGGAAAACUGUUGCAUAUUGUAAAAGAUUAUCAAGGUGUUUUAAAGCCAUUAGAUAGUUUUGUGUGAGAAAAGGCUGCAAUUCAAUUCAUUAUAUGAGAAGCAAAAUGUUUCUUUAAAUUUGCAUUCAUUCAAAUAUGACACGUAUUACAUAAGUUUUGAAAGCUAUGAUGAUGGUCAUGUCACAUGGACAUCAAAAACUUUUUACGUUUGGUAGAUAAAAAAAGUUAUAGAGUUUGGGAUAACAUAAGGAUGAGUAAAUGAUGACAGAUUUUUUUUUUAAUUGUUGUAUUUUGAUAUUGUAAAAACGUGUCACGUAUUAAGUGUUUUUAUAAAUGUUGCUCAUAUUGCAGAUGAAUUAAGUUUGUUUAAACACAUACAAUAGUGUUUCAUUAACAGACUUGUCUCAUUAAUUUAUGAUCUAUCAUUCCAGACUAUAAAGUAUUUCUAUUGGUAGAUUUAAAGCCAUCUGAAAUCUUAAAUGCCAUCUUAAAUGCAACACUAAAUAAUUUUCCAUUUGAAUGUAAUUAGUAUUUGAUUUUUUUGGGAUCAAACUUAAACUGUUCCAUAAAGUUCAUAAUCGUAGGUUAUGUUGCAUGACUAAAUUAAACCCUUUCUGAACCCAUCCAGUGAAGCAGAGCACGAUGGUUGACCUUUUUAACCCCAGUGUGCAAACUGCAGACACUGGCCUAGCUGUUUAUUUUCAGUGCAUGGUGACUGGAUGAGGUUUUAAAAGGGGCUUCGACGUGGGAACACAAAGAGUGAAGACACCACUGUACAAACAGACCCAUCUGAGGGGCUCAGGCUCUGCUGAACAAAGCCAGGCUUGAGCUUCUGUGCACCCAUGCAGCAACAGUAAAAAUUUCCACUUGCUAGGAUCACCAGAGAUUUUUGUUAUCUAAUCAGAUAUUGUGUAGGACAUGCCAGCGUGUACUUAAGGAGAACAGAUUCAGAUCUUCAGCUUCAGCUCCAUCUAAAUGCAUUGAAAAAUGUGGUAUGAUUACCGAAGUCACUAUGCUUUUACAUACACACUUACCAGCUGUAUAUUCAAUUUUUUUAUUUAUUUUACAAGCACAUGCAUCGAUUUUCCUGUCAAAUUUUAUCUGAAUAAAUCUAAUGGAAGAGAGUCUGCAAGAAUCAAUUAUAUUAGUCCUUGACUGUACAAUGAUGAUUAAAUGUGUUUAGAAGACCUUUUUAUGACUAAUGGUUUAGUGAAGCAUGCGUUUGACUAAAAGGUACAUUGAAAGCUUUAAUUUAAUUAGUCUGGUGAAUUAGAGAGGAACAUUUUGAAUUUUGGUCUGAAAAAAGAAAAAAAACACUAACUCAUUUAUUAUCUGGAGCUUUGGUUAUGAACUCUUCACUUGUCCUUUUAGUUCACUUGUGUUUCUCAGCACCCAGUGUUGCACCCUGUGUCUUCUCUCCUUUCUUCUUGAUCUCUCUCUCCCUUCUCAUGAGAGGGAGCCUCUGGCCCUGCAGAUGUUAUCAGAUGUAGUCUCUUUGAAAGAAAAAUCCCCCGCUGCAUUACAAACACAGAUGCCUGAGAAGAAAGCACAUCUAUCGUUAAGGCCUUAAUACAAGCAGACGGCUGACAGCACAAGAAAGAGUCUGAAUAUUUAAGACAACAAAUAGCCUGCUCUGUUUGAGGUCAGCUUUAGAUUUGCUUAGCCUUGUGCUGCUGCUGAUUGUUUUGUCCUUGCUAUGCAUGCAUUUUGCUGCUUUACCUACAUUACAUAUGUUAAGUUUAACAUGAAAUGGCAUUCAUAACCCUGUACACUGAAAAAAAAAAAUUAAAUAAAGAAAGAAUUGGUGGAGGAUUUACUUACAAUUUUCUCUCAGAAAUUGCAAGUAAAUUUUACAGAUAAUUACAAAGAAAUGGCAAAUAAUCCACUGAAUAAAACGUAAAAUUUAGAAGUGGAAAGGAAUAUUUUCUUGUUAAACAUACGCCAGUGUUUUUUGAACAAGUCAAUAAACUUAAAAAAAUACUUUUGCAUUUGUUUGGAUUAUGAAAUAUAGGAGUUUUAUGCCAGAAUUUGCUGUCAGUUAAAAUCUGGCUGGUUAGUGUGAAACUAAAAGUAGCCAUGUUUUCUAACUAAUCUGACACAAAAAUGUCUGUGGUUCCCGUAAGCAAGGAUGACAGAUGGUGUUCUUCCUCAAAUCACUAAGAUUAAGACUUUUUUUUCUUACUUUAUUUUUAAUUAAUCUGCAAAUAAAUCAUGCACAAUAAGACCAAUAAUGCAUUUAGAAAAUGGGGUUGAAACAAGUGAUUUCAUGUUGACUUAAAUGGUUGUAAAUUACCUCAGAUAAAUGAAUGAAAUUACGACCAAUGGUGAUGACUGGCAGAUUAAAACUGCCUACCUGUUUCAUCAAUUAUGUAAUGUGAUAUACUUUAUUUUGCCUUGAUGUGAUAAUUCAUUUGUGAAAUAUGACUUAAGCUUGCACAUUAUACAUGUUUCUGUGUGAUGUGGUGUAAGAGGAUAACUGCAGAAUAGAAAUCCCCAUAAAAUGGCAUGUGGCACUUGCAUGAUACUUCCUCUAGUUGCAUUGUUGUUCAUGGUUUACAUUGUGACACACAAGCUUAUUAAAUAUGUGCACUGACAACUGAACAUUUUUUCUUUUUUUUAUGUGUUUUGAUAAUACUGAUCAUAUAUGAAAUGUCUGUGAUUAUCUAUUUAUGUGUCUGGAGUCCUUAAAAAUAAAAGAACUCAAACUGUUGCAUUUCAAUGAUGGAAAAAUUCAGAAUCCAAGCCUAUAAAAUCAG
Messenger RNA from Carassius gibelio (silver crucian carp), 5236 nucleotides. It is a transcript of the gene gpr142, whose product is annotated as G protein-coupled receptor 142. NCBI's taxonomy places the organism in Eukaryota, Metazoa, Chordata, Actinopteri, Cypriniformes, Cyprinidae. Gene Ontology annotation, cellular component: membrane. The transcript is spliced from 3 exons. Gene Ontology annotation, biological process: G protein-coupled receptor signaling pathway. Gene Ontology annotation, molecular function: G protein-coupled receptor activity. Bases 174 to 1259 code for a protein of 361 amino acids. The record is from RefSeq and is a predicted model, not a curated record.